AUCAUUAGCAAACCAACAAUCGCCAGAAAUCAUCACAUUCCACCACAACGGCAAGAACCUGUUGCUCUAAUUUUCGAAGAGACUCACAAUGAACGCACCGACAUUAUUCACAAGGAGAGGCUUCUCCAUCUGUCUGUCCUGCAGGAGGAAUUUCAUGCGCCAUUUCUCCUCAACACCAGCUCCGUUCGCCUCUUUCCAGUCCUACCCACUCAACCCACGCCCCCAGACAUUGCCUCGAAAUGCCUCCAUACCAGACUCUUCGAUAGCACAUCCAGUACAAUCUCCAUCACCGAGGGUCCACGAGACUCGGCCACCCAAGGAAGCACCGAAAGAGGCCAGCACAAUCAGCCCGACGCCACAGACCUCUGUGCGCGAGCAAGAAGCGCAGACAUCCAAGCGCGAAUUUGCGGCUGGCCCGCCGACGACCGCAUCAUCAUCAUCAUCAUCAUCAUCACCAUCACCGCCCCCCUCCUCAGCAAGCACAUCCGUUCCGGCGAAAGAAGCGGCGGCGGCGGCGGCUCCGGCGCCUUCCCCGGCCCCGGCAGCGAAGCCACGGUCCAAGCUGCGCGCCCCGCGCAAGGCGGCCAUAAAGCUGACGCAGGCGGCGGUGUCGCAGCUGCGGGCGAUGCUGGACCAGCCGGACCCGAAGCUGAUCAAGGUCGGGGUGCGCAACCGGGGCUGCAGCGGGCUGUCAUACAACCUCGAGUACGUGGACCGGGCCGGGGCGUUCGACGAGGCGGUCGAGCAGGACGGGGUGAAGGUGCUGAUUGACAGCAAAGCGCUGUUCAGCAUCAUCGGGACCGAGAUGGACUGGGUCGAGGACAAGCUGAGCCAGAGGUUUGUGUUCCGGAAUCCGAAUAUCAAGGAACAGUGCGGAUGCGGCGAGUCGUUCAUGGACGAUAAAACCCAGCCCAGCCCCAGCUUCAAUUUCUUCGGCACGAUGGUCGCCUGUCCCAUCUGCAAUCGACAGGUAAAGUCUUCGGGAAUCAACAACCACCUCGACUCGGGCUGCGAAACAUUCCUCAUCGAAGACGGCAACGGCAGCGGCAACGGGGCUGGAUCCGCCAAUGGCAGCCGAACCUCCUCUCCGCCGACCGGUAGCCAGAGCAUCCCCUCCUCGUCGAGCAAGAAACGAUCGGCCUCCACGUUCUUUCAGACGCCGGCUGUAAAACGACAGCUCACAAACUCAAAGGUCCUAUCUCCGGUCGUCACCGACUCGGUAACAAAGACGAAUGGCGUCAAGAGGGCAUAUGAUGCGGGACCUGGGCAAAGCUCACCCAUAGGAGCGAAGAGGGACGGGCAGGCGAACAAAGAUCCCUCGGCGGCAGAAUCUGGCCCCGUCGUAAAACGUGUCAAGACCAACCGUUCUGCCCCUCUCGCCGAGCGUAUGCGGCCGCAGUCGCUCGAUGAUGUCUUUGGGCAGGACCUCGUGGGACCGCACGGCGUGUUGCGGGGCCUCAUCGAGGCGGAUCGGGUGCCGUCCAUGAUCCUGUGGGGCGGCUCGGGGACGGGGAAGACGACGAUAGCGCGCUGCGUCGCCCAUCGCGUGGGCAGUCGCUUCGUCGAGCUCAACGCAACGAGCACCGGCGUUGCCGAAUGCAAGAAGCUGUUUGCGGAGGCGGGCAACGAUCUGGCGCUGACGGGGCGGAAAACCAUCAUCUUCUGCGACGAGAUCCACCGGUUUUCAAAGUCACAGCAGGACGUGUUCCUCAGGCCCGUCGAGGCGGGCACGAUAACCCUGAUUGGGGCGACGACGGAGAACCCCAGUUUCAAGAUCCAGGCCGCGCUGCUGAGCCGGUGCAGGACGUUUACCCUCUCCCCGCUCUCGGCGGAGGACGUCCAGCGCAUCCUGGUGCGGGCUGUCGGUGCCGAGCAAGAAGCCAGCCCGUCUCAGCCCAUUUCCCCGCUGAUCGACGAGGAGCUCCUUACCUACCUGUCCGCUUUCGCCGACGGCGACGCGCGGACGGCCCUGAACCUCCUCGAGUUGGCCCUAUCGCUGACCAGCAAGCCGCUGCAGGACGGCCAUCCGCCGACCAAGGAGUCGAUCAAGGCGUCGCUUACCAAGACGCUCGUGUACGACCGGGCUGGCGACCAGCACUACGACACCAUCUCGGCCUUCCACAAGGCGGUGCGCGGGUCCGACGCGGACGCGACCGUCUACUACCUGGCGCGCAUGCUGCAGUCGGGCGAGGACCCGCUCUUCAUCGCGCGGCGCAUGGUGGUGAUCGCCAGCGAGGACGUCGGGCUCGCCGACAGCACGCUGCUGCCGCUCGCGACGGCGGCGUACGCCGCGGCGCAGCAGAUCGGCAUGCCCGAGGCGCGCAUCCCGCUCGCCCACUGCGCCGUCGCGCUCGCCCUGGCGCCCAAGAGCACGCGCGCCUACCGCGCCCUCAACAACGCCUACGCCGCCCUCCGCGAGCCGGGCGUCGCCGCCCUGCCCGUGCCCGUGCACCUGCGGAACGCGCCCACGAGGCUGAUGAGGGAGAUGGGGUACGGCAAGGAAUACAAGUACCCGCCCAACUACAGGGACGGGAAGGUCAGGCAGGAUUACCUGCCCGAGGCCCUGCUCGGGAGGACGUUCCUCGAGGAGAGGGAUCUGGGGACCGAGAUCGAUCCGGAUAUGGAGAUGACGGAGGGCUGAGUUGGUGCUGCGUAUGCUGCGUUGGUUGAGAAAGGGGGGCACCCCGUUGGACAAGCGUUGUUUUACAGCCCCCCUUUCCUUGGGCCCUAUUUGUUGUCCUAUCAUAGAGUUGGACUUGUUGUCACUGGGGGUUAGGAUAGAUUGGCCUCACGGCUGAAAGGCGUACAUAAUCAAACAAAUAUCAUCACUCGGGAGCAGACAGUCGUGCUCUUGAAAUCCUGAUUC
Phialemonium atrogriseum is the source of this 2866-nucleotide messenger RNA. RefSeq names its product DNA-dependent ATPase. The record is from RefSeq and is a predicted model, not a curated record. NCBI's taxonomy places the organism in Eukaryota, Fungi, Ascomycota, Sordariomycetes, Cephalothecales, Cephalothecaceae. Gene Ontology annotation, molecular function: enzyme activator activity; ATP hydrolysis activity; DNA binding. Gene Ontology annotation, biological process: DNA repair; DNA-templated DNA replication; iron-sulfur cluster assembly. The transcript has 3 exons. The coding region runs from base 89 to 2641 and encodes 850 amino acids. Gene Ontology annotation, cellular component: nucleus.